AUGGCUCCCCACAUUGAUGCUCCUUUGAUAUCUGCUUUCGUGGAGAGGUGGCAACCGGAUACGAACACUUUUCACCUUCCAUUUGGAGAGAUGACGAUCAUGUUGCACGACGUUCAGGCGAUACUGGGGAUCCCUAUUGAUGGGCGUGCAUUGAGUUGCUCUGAGACAGACCAUGAGAGGUCCUUGAUUAGUCGGGUUGGUGAGUUACUUUUGGUUAGAGAGGAGAGCCUUCGAGGGGCCCAUUGUGUGAAAGGCGGUGUGAAGGUUUCCUCUAUUUUGGGAAAAUGUUCAGCGUCGGGUAGGGAUGAAACGUGCCAAGUGACUGGGUGGUUGAUGUCUACUAUUGAAUGUUGUUUGUUUACUGAUAAGAGUAAGAGUCGGCUUUCUUCAAAGAUCUUGCUUGAUCUCGAUAGACUGGAUGAUGUACCAAAAUAUUCUUGGGGAUCGGCUUGUUUAGCUUUUCAUUACCGCCAGCUAGGUGUAGCUUCACGGUCAGAGUCACGAGGUAUCGGAGGUUGUUUGACGCUUCUACAGGCGUGGAUUUAUGAGCAUUUUCCUUGUUUCCGACCUCGCUCGGUCCGGAAAGAUGUAGGACCUGAUGAACCUCUAGCAUCGAGUUGGGUUUAUGCUGCUGAGAGUAAGGACAAGUCUAGAUUGGUUUCGUUUCGUGCUAGGCUGGAUAGAUUGACACUAGAGGAGGUAUUGUGA
Molecule: messenger RNA, 708 nt
Organism: Spinacia oleracea (spinach)
Lineage: Eukaryota; Viridiplantae; Streptophyta; Magnoliopsida; Caryophyllales; Amaranthaceae
Product: protein MAINTENANCE OF MERISTEMS-like
Exons: 1
Coding region: 1-708 (235 amino acids)
Biological process (GO): meristem maintenance; meristem development
Source: RefSeq, a predicted model, not a curated record